Messenger RNA from Jaculus jaculus (lesser Egyptian jerboa), 3774 nucleotides. RefSeq names its product von Willebrand factor A domain containing 7 (gene Vwa7). The record is from RefSeq and is a predicted model, not a curated record. The coding region runs from base 135 to 2831 and encodes 898 amino acids. The transcript is spliced from 18 exons. NCBI's taxonomy places the organism in Eukaryota, Metazoa, Chordata, Mammalia, Rodentia, Dipodidae.
CUGUCUCCCUCUGCAGGCAUCUCCCUCCCCUCCACUGAGGUCUAGUUAAUUAUAACUCUGACCUAAGUGCCCUUUGACGCCAUACCAGGGCCAGCGCCGCCUAGGAGACCAGCAAGCAGGAGCACACCUCAGCCAUGCCCUCUGUGGAGGUGCCUCUGUUCUCCCUGGACCCCUCAGCUCUGCUUCUGCUGCAGCUGCUACUGCCACCCACAUCUGCCUUCUUCCCCAACAUCUGGAGCCUCUUGGCUGCCCCUGGCUCCAUCACCCACCAAGACCUGACCGAGGAGGCAGCCCUCAACACCACCCUGCAGCUCCUCCUGGAGCACCCUCCCCCGGCCGGUCGGCUGCCUCUUCGUGUAGAAGACUUUCUGGGUGGAACCCUCCUUGCUGAUGACCUCUUUGCAGCCUACUUUGGACCUGGGUCUCCUUCCCGGCGGUUCCGAGCAGCCUUAGGUGAGGUGUCACGUGCCAAUGCAGCCCAGGACUUCCUGCCAGCUUCCAGGAACAACCCUGACCUGCACUUUGAUGCUGAACGCCUGGUCCAGGGGCGCAUUCACCUGGUGGGGGCUCUACAUGACACCCUGGUGGCAGCCAGAGCCAGUGACUACACACUGGCCCGCCAACGCCUGGGGGCUGCACUUCAUGCCUUGCAGGAUUUUUAUAGUCACAGCAACUGGGUGGAACUAGGGGAGCAGCAGCCACACCCUCACCUCCUCUGGCCAAGGCAGGAGCUCUGGAGCCUGGCACAAGCAGAAGAGGCUACCUGCUCCGACUGUGAGGAGCUGAGCUGUACUGGCAACAUGCUGGACUUUGUGCUCCUUACCUCAGGCUACUUUGGAACUCAUCCCCCAAAACCUCCAGGGAAAUGUAGCCAUGGGGGUCAUUUUGACCAGAGCAGUUCCCAGCUACCUCGGGGAGGCAUUAACAAAGACAGCAUGUCGCCACGCUUCUCCCCUCACCACAUGCUGCACCGCCAGGCUGCAGAAAUAGCCCGCCUAGCCUCCAUAGAGGCUUUUGGCCUCCUGCGGAGCCGCCUGGGAGACAGCAGUUUCUCCAGGCUACUGGACAUCACCCCAGCCUCCAGCCUGAGCUUUGUCCUGGACACCACGGGCAGCAUGGGAGAGGAGAUCAAUGCUGCCAAAAUCCAGGCCCGCCACAUCAUGGAGCAGCGGCGGGGCAGCCCCAUGGAGCCCGUCUACUACAUCCUGGUGCCUUUCCAUGACCCAGGUUUUGGUCCUGUCUUUAAAACCAGUGAUCCGGACAACUUUUGGCAGCAACUUAAUGAGAUCCAUGCUUUAGGGGGUGGAGAUGAGCCUGAGAUGUGCCUGUCUGCCCUGGAGCUAGCCCUGCUGCACACACCUCCCCUCUCAGAUAUCUUUGUCUUCACCGAUGCCUCCCCCAAGGAUGCCUUUCUCACCAACAGGGUGGAAUCCCUGAGUCAGGAGCGGCGCUGCAGGGUAACAUUCCUGGUGACUGAAGACCCAUCGAGGGUUCAGGGUCGAGCUCGGCGCGAGGUCUUGUCUCCGCUGCGUUUUGAGCCUUAUGAAGCAGUGGCCCGGGCAUCAGGUGGAGAGGUGAUCUUCACCAAGGACCAGCACAUUCGGGAUGUGGCUGCCAUCAUUGGGGAGAGCAUGGCUGGUCUGGUGACUCUUCCCCUGGAACCUCCUGCCAUUGUGCCUGGGAGGCCAUGUGUGUUCACUGUGGACCGCCUGCUCCAGAAUGUCAUAGUCCGGCUGCACGGGGACAUCAGCAGUUUCUGGGUCAAGAGCCCCACAGGGCUAUCCCAGGGCCACGAGGAAGGCAUGGGUCCUUUGGGCCACACUCACCGCUCUGGGCAGUUCUGGAUGGUGACCAUGACUGACCCCCCUCCAAUAGGGAUGUGGGAGAUCCACAUAAUAGCUGAAGGGAGCCCUCGGGUGAGAGUACAAGCACAGACCUCCCUGGACUUCCUGGUCUACUUUGGAGUCCCCUUGGAGAAUGGCCCACACCCUGGCCUCUAUCCGCUAGCUCAGCCCGUUGCAGGUCUCCAGACUCAGUUACUCGUGGAAGUGACAGGGCUGGUCUCUGGAGAUCCCCAGCUGCAUUUCUCCCACGUUGUCUUUCGAAGGGUCCCAGAGGGCACCCAGCUUGGUCAGGUACCCUUGGAGCCCGUGGGACCCCCAGAGCGACAUCUCCUUGCUGCCUCACUGCCACCCACACUACUGUCCACCUCGGCCCCCUUUUCCCUGGAGCUGAUUGGCCAGGAUGCAGAGGGACGUGACCUGCACAGGGCUGCCCCUCAGCCUUGCACUGUGGCCCCUGUGCUCCUGGAGCUCAGUGGCCCCCCAGGUUUCUUGGCCCCAGGAAGCAAGGCCCCACUCAGCCUCCAGAUCACCAGCUUCUUGGGCCCUCAGGAUCUCCAUCUUAGGACAUCUCUCCAUCCCAGCUUCCCACUCACCUCCAACCUCUCCAGAGCUCGCCUGGGACUGAAUGAGUCGGCCUGGGGGUGCCUGUGGCUGGAGGUUCCAGACUCAGCAGCCCCAGACUCUGUAGUGAUGGUGACAGUGACCGUUGUGAGUCGAGGAACUGGCCCAGUGGCCCUGACCCAUGCCUUCCUCCGGCUCCUGGUGGCGGCUCAGACCUCGCAGGACCAGCUCAGAGACGCAGCAGCCUCGCAGGAUGAGUUCGUGGCCCCUGCCUACUCAGCUGGUCCUGUACCUACUCCAGCCGCCCCUGCCUUUCAUCCCUCCACUUUGGUGACUCAUGGCAGGGCUGAGGGAGUGACAGGAGACAAGGCCUGGUGGCGCACAGUUGCAGGGGUUCUGUUCCUGCUAGGCUUGGCCUUCUGGUAACACAACAGACCUAGAGAGAUGUGUGCAGCAGCAGUUUCCACGUGCCCCAGGGAUGGGAUAAUCACCUGGCUGUGGGAUAGGGAUUCUCCUGCUGACUACAUAGUGAAUGCCAGGUCAACCUGGGCCAGACUGGGACUCUAUGCCAAAGAUACGGAGAGAGAUUAGGAGCUGGGAAGAUGGUUUAGCAGUUAAAGGGGCUUGCUUGCAAAGCUUGUCUGUCCGAUUCAUUCCCAACCCACCCAUGUCAGCUGGUCACAAAAAGUGCUACAAGCAUCUGGCGUACAUUUGCAACAGGAGGAGGUGCUGGCAUGCUGCACAUGUACUCACACUCACACGUAAAUAACAUUUUUUUAAAUGAGAGCCUGGCCAGGUAUGGUGGUGCAUGCUUGUACUCCCAGUAUUUGGUAUACUGAAGCAGGAGGCUUGCUGUUAGUUGAGGGCCAGACUGGGUUAUGAGACUGGAUCUCAAAUAGUCAAAACAAAACAUACAAUAAGAAAUCUCCAGCGACUAAGACCAAUGGUAAUAAGAUUUUCCACAGUGUACUUCCCUUAACCUGUAUGGGAAACAAACUAAAAUAUUUCAGAGAAAGUUGACUUCUAUUUCUCCAGGUUUUUUAAAAAAUAUUUUUUUAAUUAAGAGCAAUUGGGAAAGAAAUGGCAUGCCAGGGCCUUCAGCCACUGCAAAUGAACUCCAGAAGCCUAUGUACUACCUUGUGCAGGUACUGAGGAAUUGAACCUGGGUCCUUGGGCUUCACAGACAAGUGCCUUAAUUGCUAAGCCAUCUCUCCAGCCCUUCCAGAUUUUUUAAAUUUUCCUUGUGUGCAUGGGGCAGGAGGGGUUCCGCAUUAGACACUUGAGCCACUUCUUUUUUUGUUUGUUAAUUUUUAUUUAUUUGAGAGUGACAGACAGAGAGAGAAAGAGGCAAAGAGACAGAAUGGGCACA